This is a messenger RNA of Penicillium cinerascens, 1929 nucleotides long. RefSeq names its product sugar porter family MFS transporter. Gene Ontology annotation, molecular function: myo-inositol:proton symporter activity. Gene Ontology annotation, cellular component: membrane. The transcript is spliced from 7 exons. The record is from RefSeq and is a predicted model, not a curated record. The coding region runs from base 1 to 1929 and encodes 642 amino acids. NCBI's taxonomy places the organism in Eukaryota, Fungi, Ascomycota, Eurotiomycetes, Eurotiales, Aspergillaceae. Gene Ontology annotation, biological process: transmembrane transport.
AUGCCUCUUGGGCGCAGAAGUGCCGCGCUCGCUGACAUGACCCAAAACAUCACUGGGGAGAUCAAGAACCCUCUGGGAGGUAUCUCGCAAGAGCUCCUCAUGGGAAAUGUGGAGGCUUUUGCCCACCAGCAUAAACUCGUGGAUAUCCUCCCGCUUCUCAGGAAGGGAGCUUUAGUUGCCCACAGCCCUGCCAACCUUGACUCCAUUACAGAGUUGGAUGAUGCGGAUCGGCUGAUUAUCCGUGAGGAGACAACCCGUCGCUGGAACCACCCUUGGGCACUUUACUACACCAUCAUCCUGAACUCCAUUGCCGCCGCCAUCCAAGGCUGGGAUCAGACAGGCUCCAACGGGGCCAAUCUAACAUUCGAUGUUCAAUUUGGUAUUCCUAACAACAAGCCUCUGUGUCCCGACGAUGCUACCUGCGCCCGCAACCAGUGGAUCGUAGGGUUUGUGAAUUCAGUGCCUUACAUUACUAUCUGUCUAUUCGCUGGUUGGCUGUCGGAUCCCAUUAACAACAUGAUCGGUCGAAAGGGGACAAUCCUGGUGGCAACCGUUUUUAGUCUGCUUGCUCCAAUUGGUUCUGCUUUCACUCAAACUUGGGGUCAACUGGUUGCAUGCCGAGUGCUGCUGGGUAUUGGAAUGGGCCUCAAAGAAGUCACGGUUCCCGUGUACUCAGCUGAAAAUGCUCCUACAAAUAUUCGUGGUGGUCUGGUCAUGUCCUGGCAAGUGUGGACUGCAUUUGGCAUCUUUUUGGGUACCUGUGCAAACUUGGCUGUGGCCAAUACUGGGGCCAUCGCAUGGCGCCUUCAACUGGGCUCUGCCUUUAUCCCCGCGGUGCCCCUGCUUGUCGGUGUUUGGUUCUGUCCUGAAUCACCUCGAUGGUUGAUUAUCAAGGGCAAUUAUCGCAAAGCAUACCAGUCUCUGCUCCGCCUCCGAAACAGCCCUUUGCAGGCUGCUCGAGACCUGUACUUGAUCCACUUUCUACUCCAGACGGAGAAGAAGAUGCUGGCAGAUUCGGGAUUUGCCGAGACCGAUAACAUGUUUGUCCGAUUCUUUGAGCUCUUCCGGGUGCCUCGUUUGCGCCGCGCAGUUCAGGCAUCAGGCAUUGUUAUGAUUGCGCAGCAGAUGUGUGGCAUCAACAUCAUUGCCUUCUAUUCGUCCACUAUCUUCUCGUUGGCUGGUGCGAGUAACAUUGGGGCUCUGAUGGCAUCUUUCGGAUUCGGCCUUAUCAAUUUCCUCUUUGCAUGGCCCGCGGUGUGGACAAUCGAUACCUUCGGUCGACGAGGUCUUCUGCUCUUUACUUUCCCGAACAUGUGCUGGACUCUUCUUGCGGCCGGAUUUUGCUUCUGGAUUCCAACAAGCAAUAAUGCCCAUAUCGGCCUGAUUGCAUUCUUUAUCUACCUCUUUGACGCUUUCUACUCACCCGGAGAAGGGCCGGUGCCAUUCGCAUACUCCGCCGAAGUCUUUCCUCUCUCACACCGUGAGGUAGGUAUGGCCUGGGCCGUUGCUACCAACAAUUUCUGGGCUUCCGUUCUGUCCUUCACCUUUCCAUACAUGCUGCGGGCCUUCACUCCGCAGGGUGCCUUUGCAUUCUACGCCGGUCUCAACAUCAUUGCACUGCUCCUGAUCUUCUUCUUUCUUCCAGAAACAAAGCAACGGUCUCUCGAAGAGCUCGACUACGUGUUCGGAGUGCCGACCCGCACCCAUGCCAAAUACCAGCUGACCCAGGUGCUGCCAUGGUGGAUCAAGCGCUACAUCUUGAUGCGCAAAGGUGCCGUGUGCCCUGAGCUCUAUCACCUUGCGGAGACUGAUUUAAAUGUGUCUCCCCUCAAGCCUAAGGCUACUGGUACACAGGAGCCUCAGCUAGCCACGGAGGUUAUGGAAUUCAUGGAGAUCAUUGGCGAUAAAGACGAGCGGGAGAACGUCUAA